Messenger RNA from Peronospora matthiolae, 1836 nucleotides. Lineage: Eukaryota; Oomycota; Peronosporomycetes; Peronosporales; Peronosporaceae. The record is from the annotation of a GenBank genome assembly.
AUGGGCAUUUCUACAGCACCGGACGAAUACCAAGCCUGCAUGGAGAAGAUUUUUGGCGAUCUGGCUUUUGUCGUAGUCUAUUUGGAUGAUAUACUCGUCUACUCCGAUAGUGAAGAGACGCACCUAGAGCACCUACACAUUGUGUUCAAGCGACUAACCAAGUAUGGGGUAACUCUCAACGGAAAGAAGUGCCACAUCCUCAGACAGUCCGUCGACUAUCUCGGCUUUACGCUGACAUCUCAAGGGAUCCAGCCCCAACAAAAGAAGAUUCAAGCCAUCCAACAAAUUUCCGUCCCCAAAACCAGGAAGGAACUACGCCGCUUCCUCGGAAUGAUUAAUUACUAUAGAGAUAUGGUACCCAACAAGACGGCAUUGUGCCAACCUCUCAACCGAUUCACCAGCUCCAAAGUCCCGUUCGACUGGUUGUCUAGCGACACGGAAGCAUUUCACGCUAUCCAGAAAGCGUUUGCCCAAGCCGUACUGCUCGCGUUUCCUGACUUUGAGCAACCAUUUCACGUCUACGCCGAUGCCAGCGGAAAGCAAAUCGGUGGCAUCAUUAUGCAGAAGAACCAGAUUCUCGCCUGCUAUUCCCGAAGUCUCAACAAGCAUCAAGUGAAUUACACAACGAUGGAGCUUGAGCUCCUCUCUAUCGUUGAAAUGCUGCGCGAAUACCGCACCAUGCUGCUCGGGUUCCCUGUGGUUGUUCACACCGACCAUAAGAACCUAAUUUAUCCGACCGAAACCAGCCUGCGCGUUAAGCGCUGGAAGCUCCUGUUGGCUGAGUACAGGCUAUCGAUGCAUUACAUCAAGGGAAAAAAGAAUGUUGGUGCUGAUGCGUUUUCCCGGAUGAGAUUCGAUGCGAUGAACACGAAGACUCAUUUGCAGCUCGCGGACGAGAUAUGCGCUACCGCUGAUGAACCAGAUUGUGUCAUGCAUGGUCCGGUUCUUCGCGAACAUCAAGAUAAGGACUUGAUGAUUCAAAAAAUCAAGACAGCUUGCCUCAACGGCAACAACAAUCCUGACUAUCAGCUUCUACCUCUACUCGGCUGCACGCUGGUCGCGUACCAAAAGCGCGUCAUCGUGCCCGAUAGCUUGCGAGAAGAUCUCAUUCGUUGGUAUCAUUUAACGCUCAGUCACCCUGGCGGUGAACGACAGUACAAGACAAUGAGGCAGGUUCUCUACUGGCCCGGAAUGGAAGCCGCGAUCAUCAAGAAUGCGAAAGAUUGUCUAAUUUGCAAGAAGGCAAAGGUCCACGGAGGCAAGCAGGACUAUGGAUUACUACCACCACGAACACUCAAGACGGUGAACCCCUUUUACACCGUUCAUGUCGAUCUCAUUGGUCCCUACGAAGACGGACACUACGGUAUUACCAUGAUUGACCAUGCGACGCGUUGGCUGGAAGUGGGUAUUCAGCACGACAAAACUUCGCUGACCACAGCCGAAAGCUUCGAUCGUGAAUGGCUGUGCCGCUACCCGCGUCCUGUAACGGUUAUACACGACCUAGGAACGGAAUUCACUGGUGAUGAGUUUCAAGAAUUGCUCCGCAGCUACGGGAUACAAGCCAAGCCUAUAACAAGCAAGAACCCUCAAGCUAACGCUAUUUGUGAACGCGUUCACCUCGAGAUUUUAAAUGUCAUCAGGUGCCACGAUGGCACUGACUGGAAGAAAACCAUUCACUACGCUGCAUUCGCCGUGCGAGCAAGCUACCACAGCAUUCUUAAUGCUUCCCCAGGUCAACUACUCUUCGGUCAAGAUAUGAUCACUCGUCAGCUUUAUAACGCUGUAACGGGGCACCCUGAAGCUUGUACUGGUGACAGUACAAGCUACUUAUUCUGA